Messenger RNA from Halichondria panicea, 740 nucleotides. Its product is annotated as armadillo repeat-containing protein 7-like. The record is from RefSeq and is a predicted model, not a curated record. The transcript has 4 exons. Bases 51 to 638 code for a protein of 195 amino acids. NCBI's taxonomy places the organism in Eukaryota, Metazoa, Porifera, Demospongiae, Suberitida, Halichondriidae.
UAAUAACUCUCAGAAGUGACGACCGUGCAGUACAGUGGCAGCGCUUCAGCAUGACAUUCAGCAGCAAAGGCUACCUGGAGAGAAAGACAGGAGCUCAUGGAGUGGGAAGGUUCCAGUACUUGCAAACUCUAGUUACCGAGUUCCAGGACACACAUAAAGAAGAGUAUAGACUUCAAGUGUUGGCUAAUUUCGCCAACUUUGCGUACGAUCCCAUCAACUAUGAGCAUUUCCGCAAGCUCAAUGUUUUGGAUGUGUUCCUAGAUGUCAUUGCAGAGGACACUGACGAGAAGGCCAUAGAGUUUGCUAUUGGAGGCGUGUGCAACUGUUGUCUGGAUAAACUCAACAAAGAGUAUUUGGUUGAGAAUGAUGGAGUGGAGUUGGCAGUCAAGUGUUUGUCCAGUGAGAACGAGGAGACCGUCUUAUCAGCCAUCACUACUCUAAUGUACCUCAUGACACCACAGACUAAGAAGGCUAUCACAGGGGAGAGUGUUGUUGACCUAAUGCAGAGAUUCUCAAAAUCAUCAAACAUAAGACUCAGUAAUUUGGCUACAGUGUUCUUAGAAGACUAUUGUGACAAACGUCUUACUGGAGAAACCUCAGCAGCCAAGAAAAGAAAACUGUCAGAACACACCUCAUGAGCAAUAAAGCAAUAAACUAUACAAUAAUGCUUCAUUAUAAAUCUUCUCUUUUUUUAAAACUUCACAAUCUCUUAAUUUCUAAUAGAGUAUGUUGAUGUUCCA